AUGUCCAGCAAGGGCUCCAUCAAGGGCGCUGGCUCGGCCAACGAGAGAUCCAGACUUCUACCCAAUCCAAAUCCUACAGUGCGGUAUGACACAGAGCGUCCGCUCGAAUCCCCAGAUUCAUUAGCGCCUCCAAACCUCGACGAAAUCUUACAUCGUAAACGGCCAUGGUAUCGUUCACUCUUCUCCUUCAACACUGGUCGCAGGGGCCAGCUCGUGCUGACAUGUACGAGCAUUGGUCUGAGCUCACUUCAAGCAAAUGGAGUGUAUUGUUGGCCAACAUAUGGACCCGUCGUCGUGAGACAAAUGGAAUUGACUGGACCUCAAGCGCAAACCAUUGCCGUGGGUGGAAUCCUGGGAGUCUACAUCAUGGCUGCUCCCCUAGGAUCAUUGACAGAUCGCUAUGGACCUAGAUUUGGCUCCCUCCUAUCUGGCGUUCUGGCCGCAGUUGGGUAUCUGGGAUUCGCGUUCAUCCUCAGCGUAGCGGGUCCCGAGACACCAUACGUCAAUGUGUACCUUACCAUUGCGUUUUGUCUCGUCGGUGCCGCGACCGUCGGGUCGUAUUUCGCCUGCUUGACGUGUGCCUCACUCUCCUUCCCUCACUAUCCCACACUCUCCCUCUCCGUCCCCCUCAGCUUGCUUGGUCUGUCCUCCCUCUUCCUCAGUUCAUUCUCCUCCCUUUCAACCUUUCAAUCCCCUGCUCCAAACCCUGAGCUCCUACCUGUACGAUUCUUGACCUUCUUGGGAAUUCUAUGUCCAGCUAUCAACCUGUUCUCAGCGAUCUUCAUGAAAACCAUACCGCCCCUUCCUCCAAAGAUCAAGCUAGUGACGGAUGCACAAAAUGACGAAGACUCGGAUGCUGAGGAAGAAGCAUAUGACGCGCUUGCGGAAGCGACCAUGGCCAUGUCCCAGUCCUUACAUCUCGAUGAAAGAUCCCCUUGGCUUCUCGGAGGUUAUGAAGCUGCCCUCGAGGAGGUCGAGGCGAUGCAAAAGGGUACGGCGAAACAAUGGACAGCGUGGGACCUCGUCAAGGAUUGGGAAGGUUUCUGGGCGCUUGGUGUGAUACUGGCCUUUUGCAUCGGUCCGUGCGAGACAAUUAUCGCAUCGAUCGGGACCAUCCUGACAUCCUUGUUACCACCUGCGCUCGAUGAGCCUGCCCCAUCGACCGUUGCUCUCUUCACCAACACCAUAAUUGUGCUCAAUGCUCCAAACGCGCUGACUCUGCGGAACAAGCACGUGUCCAUUAUCUCCCUUACAUCGACUAUAUCGAGGUUGAUCGCGGGCGCUUUAGCAGAUUAUCUCUGUCCCCCAGUCAAAGCUGUUCCCCGUCGUCCGAGCGACCCAUCGACGCCUCUAUCCGAAGACGGCGGAGAACCCCGACCUACACCCCAGACACACAAGUUUAUUCGCACUCGCCCAGUCAUCAUGUACCGAUCAGUCUUUGCAGGUAUAUGCUCCGUCAUCCUUGCGAUGCUUUUGGCCUGGUGUGCCGGAGUGUUGCAGACCGAGAAGGGAUUGUGGGUGCUCAGUGCGGGUGUGGGGACGGCCUAUGGCUUCUUGUUCACUUUAAGUCCCGCUAUUAUCUCUACACAUUACGGCCCUUCGUCUUUCGGUCUGGCGUGGGGUAUGGUUUCGUACUUUACGGCUCUAGGCUCGGUCCUCUUCUCAUACCUCUACGCUUUGACGUCCUCGGCAGUCGCUCGCCAGAGCUCACACCUCCCCUCGACGCUGACAAAAGCCUCGGAAAAGGCCCUGAUGUGUUACGGCGCGAAAUGUUUCCAGCCGUCCUUGUGGGUAGCAGCUGCGGGCAGUCUUGUCGCCGGCAUGGGUUUCAUCUGGAUCGGCAAGCGAUGGCGCGUGUAG
This is a messenger RNA of Kockovaella imperatae, 1860 nucleotides long. Its product is annotated as major facilitator superfamily domain-containing protein. Lineage: Eukaryota; Fungi; Basidiomycota; Tremellomycetes; Tremellales; Cuniculitremaceae. The record is from RefSeq and is a predicted model, not a curated record. The transcript has 6 exons. Gene Ontology annotation, cellular component: membrane. Bases 1 to 1860 code for a protein of 619 amino acids.